Chrysemys picta bellii (western painted turtle) is the source of this 1909-nucleotide messenger RNA. Lineage: Eukaryota; Metazoa; Chordata; Testudines; Emydidae. The record is from RefSeq and is a predicted model, not a curated record.
UCUGCACUCAGAAAAGUGAAACUAAAUUUCAGCGGCUGGUUCCCCUGUGCAGAGGGGCCAUGGCUGCCGGGGACCUGGCCGGGAGCUUCCAGGACAAAGUGACUUGCUCCAUCUGCCUGGAGUAUUUCACAGACCCAGUGACUAUUGAGUGUGGGCACAACUUCUGCCGGGACUGCAUCAGCCAGUGCUGGGGGGAGUCGGAGCCAAACUUCUCCUGCCCCCAGUGCAGAGAAACCGCCCAGCAGAGAAACCUGCGGCCCAACAGGCAGCUGGGGAACAUGGUGGAGUUAGUGAAAUGCCUGAGGCUCCAGGCAGUGACAGAGCCCGAGGGGCAGCGAGUGUGUGAGCGGCACCAGGAGGCUCUGAAACUGUUCUGUGGGGAGGAUCAAACCCCCAUCUGCGUGGUGUGUGAUAAAUCCAAGGCUCACAGAUCUCACACGGUGGUUCCCAUUGAGGAGGCUGCUCAGGAGUACAAGAGACAGACGGAAGUGGAGAGGCAGCUGGUGGUGUCCGAGUGCGAGCGGCUUCGCCAGUUCCUGGCUGAACAAGAGCACCUCCUGCUGGCCCGGCUGGGAGAGCUGGAUGAGGAGAUUGGGGGGAGGAGGGAGGAAAACAUCACCCACCUGUGCAAGGAGAUUUCCCGGCUCAGUGCCCUGAUCACGGAGUUGGAGGACAAGUGUCAGCAGCCGGCACUUGAAUUGCUGCAGGGUGUCAGACGUGCCAUGAGCAGGGGCGAGAAGGUGACAUCUCCACAUCCAGCUCCCAAGUCCCCUGAUCUGGAAAAGAGAAUCUGGGAUUUCCCUCGAGAGAACAAUCUCCAGGAGGCUGUGACGGGAUUCCUGGAGGGGCUGGUUGCAGAGAGAGGACUCAGAAGAGCCCGAGGAUUCGCAGUGGAUGUUACUCUGGAUCCAGACACGGCUCAGCCCAAACUCAUCCUGUCCGAGGAUCGGAAACGUGUGAGACAUGGAGACGAAGAACAGGCUCUUCCCAACAAUCCUGAGAGAUUUGACACUUACCCUGAAGUUCUGGGCGCUGAGGGGUUCGCAGGCGGGAGGCGUUACUGGGAGGUGGAGGUGGGAGACAAGCCUGACUGGGCUCUGGGGGUUUGUAGGGAUUCUGUCAGCAGGAAGGGGGAGAAUGAUAUAUCACCUGAGGAUGGAUACUGGGCUGUGUGCCUGACGGAUGGGGAAUACAAAGCCGUCACCUGCCCCUCGACCUCCCUCCCCGUGAGCGUCAGGCCCAGCCGGGUGGGGAUUUUCCUGGACUAUGAGGCAGGAGAGGUCUCGUUUUACAAUGUGACUGACAGGUCCCAUCUCUUCACUUUCACUGACAAUUUCUCCGGGACGCUCCGCCCUUAUUUCUGUCCUGGUUACAGUGCUGGGGGUAAAAACACAGCGCCCCUGAUAAUCUGCCCGGUCCUGGCUCAGGCUGGAGGGAAUGUCUGUCCCUGACAACAACACCCGUGGCAGACACUGUCCCCUCCCAGCACUGACUAGCCCCCAGGCCUGUUCCCAUGGGGAUAGUACAAAGGGCAUCACCUGCCUGUCCCCCCCACUUCCUCCUGUCAUGACCUGGGGGUUCAUUAAGCAACAAACCAGUGAAUGAGACAGGAAUAAAACUUAAUAAAACAAACUAGAGCGUUUCUGUGGUGACCAGCUGUGCACAGCUACCCUGUGUUCUCAACCCCACCUUCCAGGGCAUAUAUCUAAAUCCCUAUAGUCCUAAUCCUGUCCCUUAUGAGGGAGCAUCUCUACAUUAUAAUCUUCCACAAAGAUAUCUCUGUGCUCUCCCCUCUUCAUUCCCAGCACCAGGCCUGUGAGCUGGGAGAGAGGAGAGGGGCAGAGAAGGAGGUGGCGAGCAGGCUAUGAGCUGUAGGGGGUGCAGGCACAGAGGGGUAUGGGUGCAAUGU